UACAGGAAAAAAAAAAUAUUCUCACAUACUAAUGGGACUUAUGGCCAACUAAAUGUUGUAAACUGCUCACUCAAGACUAUUGAGAAACGGAAAUCAGGCACAAAUAAAUCAACCGGCCGACACCCACGCACGUCCCCCAGUGGCUGAAGAAGACCUUAGACUCAACACCAGUAUCGGGCAGUAUCCAUCACAGACUUCAACAUCAUCAUCGUCAUCAUCAACUACUUCAAAUACUCUGAAAAAGGGAAGAAUAAACAAACAAAUUUGAAAACAGCAGCUGGUCGGUGUUCCAUACCAGCGUCACCAACCACAAGCGAACACCUCCCACGUUUUACGUUUGCUGUCACCCGGCAGCGGCAACAGCAACAGCAGCAGUAGCCAGUAACCAUACCAAAGAUGCAGUGCGGCCUGGAGCAAAUGAACGACACUGAACGUUCUCCAAAUCGGACAAAUUUGCGGGUGAAUUUCAAUGAGAAGGGCUCCGAAGUCAAAGAGCGUCGUGAAAAGUUCCUCACAGCCAAAUAUGGUUCACAUCAGAUGAGCUUGAUUCGCAAGCGUUUGGCCGUCGAGAUGUGGCUGUACGAUGAAUUGCAGAAACUGUUUGAUCCGCCGACUGAAGCCAUUGAUGUGGAUAUUGACGAGAUUUUAGAUAUGGAUACCGACGAAAUCAGAAGAUCCCAUUUGAAAAGAUUAUUGUCUGUCUGCAAACGCCCGCAAUCCGACAUAUCGAAAUUUAUCAGUGAUCUUCUGGAUCGGGCCAAAACGCUGUAAACCCCUCUUCCAAACUUCUCAGUAAACAUACAACAUCUAAUUUUCAACAGCAACAACCGAUAAACAAACGUAUCCAGCUAAAAUUUCAUGAACAAUCACAUCAUAGAUUUUUAGUUGAUUAGAUUAUUAGUUUUUCCUUGUUUGUUAAUUUAUUGACAUAAUUUUGUUUUUGAUUUAUUUUUUUUUUUGUUUUAAAAUAUCAAACAAAAAGUAUAAACUAACAUGUAGCAUAUAGUGAAUAUCUAAGUUUAAAAUCUAGCCUCUAAAGAAGCAGCAGCAGCAGCAGCAUGAAAAAUUAAAACAAAAAUGUAUUACAAGCAGGCGGCUCAUUACAAUCUAUGUCUCUCUCUCUCUCUCUCUCUUCUCUAAUCCAAACAAGAUUUAGCAAAAAAAAAUAAAAAUUUAAGAACAAAUUGUAAUUUUUAGUUAAGAACAUGGAGAAUAACAAAACAAACCAUCAACCAAUACAAAGAUAACCAAUUUUUUCAAUUUAUUUUUAAACAUUAAAUUUAGUUCUAUCUAAGAUAAGCAAGUAAUUGUAAUAAAUCUAAAUGAUUUUUAAGGAAUUUAGUUUAAAUAAACAAAUUUUUAAUUAUAAAAUAUUAGUUACUUUUUUCAAAGCAGUUUCUAUAGGAAAAAAAUUCAGUUAAUUUCAAUAGAAAAACUAGGAUUUUGCAUGAGCUUAUACACCAAACAAAAAUUAAAGAAUUUUGAAAAACAUUAAAUUUUGAUAGUCAAACUAAUUGGGAGCCUUUUUCAGCUUUUUAGGAAUUUUUAGAAAAUACUGUCCCAUAUAACUUCAAUAUGUCUUGCAUAAAAUUUUUCAAAAUUCACUUUACAACAUUAAGCCCAAAAAACACCUUGCAAAGCUUUUCGGAGCUUAGCGAAUUAUUUUGCCAAAUUUUUUCUCUGCGAAAUCACAAAUUUGAUUUUAAUUUCAUAUAUGUAUGCAAUAAUACCAUAACACAUUAAAGCCUUUUCUCUACAUUAUUUUCAUUGUCAUUGUAUAAUUUUGUAUGUAUCGUAAGAUAUACAAAGCCGCAUGUUGCAAUAAUAGAAUUCAAGUCACUUUAAGUCAUCCUCAUUAAUGACCAAACCCCCCAAAGAUCCUGCUCAAAUAUCCGUAAACCAAAAAUGACCGUAGCUUGAGAAAAAAAUAAAAGUAAAAUGAAAUGAUAUAUAACGAACUGAUAGAAGUUGAGAAGAAAGAAAAUUAUGAAAAUAGUGAUUUAGAAAGAUAUCAAAAUCCAAUGUACUUUAAAUAAGAAAUAAUUUCAAUAAACAUUUUUAAGCUGAUUUAACACAAAAUAAA
This is a messenger RNA of Stomoxys calcitrans (stable fly), 2083 nucleotides long. RefSeq names its product protein phosphatase 1 regulatory subunit 14B. The transcript is spliced from 5 exons. Gene Ontology annotation, biological process: regulation of phosphorylation. The record is from RefSeq and is a predicted model, not a curated record. Lineage: Eukaryota; Metazoa; Arthropoda; Insecta; Diptera; Muscidae. Gene Ontology annotation, molecular function: protein serine/threonine phosphatase inhibitor activity. Gene Ontology annotation, cellular component: cytoplasm. The coding region runs from base 397 to 771 and encodes 124 amino acids.